AUGAUUAUAAUUAAAAAUUAUCGGAAUGAACAGCAUCAAGCCCUAGCUAAAACAAUAAUAAUAAUCAAUGGAUGCCGCUAUGAAAUCAAUGAAUUGCCCAAGAAUAAUCAACAACUUAAUGAUAAUUACAAAUUUGACACGGCAAAGAAUUCCGAUCUACGCGAUCAAAAUUUGAAUAAUGAAAUGCUUCCAAUCGUUUCCAAAUUAAAAAUCACCGGUGAGUUGAGCUCUCGAUUGAAUGAAGGCAUGAAAACUUUCAGUAUCGACAUCAACAGACAGAAGCAUCCCAUGAAAAGAGACGAGAAGAGACGGAAUAAAAAUAAGAAAAAUGACUUCCAGAAAUCAAAUUAUAUUCAAAUUUGUUUUUACGAAUAUUCGUUCAUCAUGGAGCCGUGGUUGCUUAUCCCCAUUCAUAAAAAUAUUUCGUCAAUGCACGAGAGGUGA
Molecule: messenger RNA, 444 nt
Organism: Clunio marinus
Lineage: Eukaryota; Metazoa; Arthropoda; Insecta; Diptera; Chironomidae
Source: the annotation of a GenBank genome assembly